Molecule: messenger RNA, 4059 nt
Organism: Alnus glutinosa
Lineage: Eukaryota; Viridiplantae; Streptophyta; Magnoliopsida; Fagales; Betulaceae
Product: calmodulin binding protein PICBP
Exons: 2
Coding region: 448-3678 (1076 amino acids)
Molecular function (GO): calmodulin binding
Source: RefSeq, a predicted model, not a curated record
CAGGAGAAUCUCUAGUGAUUUUUUCCCAAAUGGAAAAAGAAAAAGAGGAUUAAAUUAAGAAGAAAAAAAAAAGAGUCAAUGAAUCUGGAAGGCCAAGUCAAUGAAUCUCUCUACGUCCCUUUCUCAACCGCAUUCAAAUUUUGUUAACGGGCUAAGUCAGAGCUGAAAUUUCAAAUGAAGUUUGAAGAAGAAGAAGAAGAUGAAGAAGACCAGUCACCGUCGCAAAGUACAAAGCUUUGGAUUCUCUGGUUUUUGUUUUGUUUUGGAUGAAUAAUUCUCUGGUUUUUGGGUCAUCCCAGAAGACGUUCUUUGCAAUUCUACCAUUCCCAGACAACCAGAGGUCCAGAAUAUAACUUUGCUUUUUCGUCCAAAAGUAACAAGGAAAAAGAAGAGCUCCAACCUUCAGAACAUUCCCAUAUUCAAAGCUCCCUUGUUUUUAGUCCAGAAAUGAUUUCCAACAAUCUUGAAGCUGGAGCUCAUUACGAUGGUAUGAAUUCUGCAGAAUCUGAGAUGCUGUCAGAAAACAAUGAGUCAUCUUUUUAUCAGAAACAGGACAGCAGUGACAGGGGAGGAACAGAGCCAAAGAGGAAGCUGAAGAAAUUGAGAUCAAUCAAGCUCUCAAGAUUGCCAAGCCAAAGAUCAUCCACAAGACGAUCAAAAUUCCGGAAUGAUCACCUUCCUGUUACCUUGUCAGAAGCAUCGCCGAAUUAUAUGAAGGCCACAAACAGUUCAGAUGCAAGGAAGGAAAGUUUGCAGAAUUCAACGACAAUGUCGACAAGGAGAUCAAGUUUGAACCCUGGGAAGAGUUUGACAAGAAUGUCUAGUUUGAAAUACAGGAGGAAUCUGAUGAGCAAAAGCUCUGGAGGGACUGAUUUGCAGAGGAAAGUGAAGAGGUCAAGAUCAAUCAAGAAGGCAAGUUCAUCCACAAGAAGCGUGGAAUCCGGCUAUCAGGCAAGUUCCCAGAAUUCUGAAUCCAGUUCUAGUAGCAAUCAUCACCAAAAUAGGAAAAAAUUAAUAAGUGAUCCAAAGCCAAAAUCUGUUUUUUCUGGUAAUAAAUCUGUGAGAAUGAUGACAAGGACUCCGAGUUUGAAACCUGUGAAAGUCUUGACAAAAAUGGGUACUUUCAAAUCAAAGAAGCCUUCCAUUACGAAAUGUUCUGAAAUAUGUAAGGCUACCUGUUCUUCAACUCUCAAGGAUUCCAAAAUCCCAGGCUCCUUGGGGCUUCAGCCAGGAAAACAUGAAUCUGAAAGGGCUUCAGUCACGGAGGUUUGUCCUUAUAGUUAUUGUUCUCUUCAUGGUCAUCACCAUAAUGCUUCACCUCCAUUGAAGCGCUUCGUUUAUAUGAGGCGGCGUUUAUUGAAGACCCAGAUGAGCAUGAAACGAGAGAGUCAAUUUCUUAAAGGCAAACGUUCUGGGAAUAUGAAGAAAGGAAUUCAGGCAAAGGAAAUGUUGCAUAAUUCCACCAGAGCUCUCUCUCAUGUUAAAGAAAAAGCAGGCAGGGAUUUCUCUGCAAAUGGAAAUGAAGUAGAAUAUAAAAUGCAGUCUAAAAAUCAGAAAUAUAUCAAAGCGUGGCACUCGAUAUAUAAGCAUGCAUUAGUAGGUAUUGGCCGAAAAGUUGAAAACCAGAUUCAUCUAGAUGGAUUGGACAGUGAAGAACAGGUGGAAAAUACCAACAACUGUGAUCCUUCUGAGGGUCUUUCUGAAUCAGACCACCAAAAGAAUGAGCUCAGCCAGAUUGAUGCCGUUAAGCUGUUACAAGAAGCAUUUGAUGAAAUCCUUCUACAAGAAUUUCAAGACCGUUCUUCUGAUGAUCAAGCAAUGACAAGUAGCAUAAGUCCAGACCAAGAACUCUUGGAAAAGAGUCAUGUUAAGGGUGGGGAAUGGAGCAUCUCAGCUUCCAGCGAGCCUGCAACAGACAAUAUGGUAGAAAAUCCAGAAGAAACAUUGCUCGAAGCUGAUAGUCUUAGUACUCCCAAAGAAGAGAAAUCUGACAAGAGAAUGCCCAAAAGCUGGAGCAAACUGAAAAGCUUAAUCCUGCUCAAGAGAUUUGUCAAGGCAUUGGAGAAGGUGAGGAAUUUCAACCCCCGAAGGCCACAAUAUCUGUCCUUGAAGCCUGACCCAGAAGCAGAAAAGGUCCAUCUGAGGCACCAAACAACAAACAACAGAAAAAACUCUGAGGAAUGGAUGCUUGAUAAUGCACUUCAACAGGUCAUUUCUAAACUAGCUCCAGCUCAAAAACGGAAAGUAGCACUGCUUGUAGAAGCUUUUGAGAAGAUUCUUCCACUGCCAGAAAUUGAAACUCCCCAGAGAUCCAAUUCAGCAGUUUGCAGUCAAGCAAAUCCCGUUCAAGCCUGUAAUGGUUCCUCAAUUCAAAGCAGAGAAGAAACAUCAUAUCCUGAGAAAGAUAUCAAAUGUUAUCCAGAGCAAGUCAGUGAUUUUCACACGGACAAACAGCAGACUCCUCCACUGAAAUUUUCUGAGCUCAGAGAAACAAGUUUGGAAUGUUAUUGCAGUAAAGCAGAACAGGAAAUAACUGCUUCUCAACCCACCAACGAAGACUGGGAGGAAAAGCAAGUUAUUGCCGUCGAUCUUGAAAGGGUGGACAAUAAAUUCGUUCUUGCUGAUAAUCAACCUGAUUCCAUCAUUAGUUGUUCACCAGAGAUCAAAGAUCCCAGCUCAAGUGAAGAAUUCUCCCUGAAGCCAGAGGGCAUUGUAAGCACUUGUCAUGAAGUAGUUCGAGAGAAUGGAAAAGUCUCCAUAGGAAAUACUUCAAGUUCAGAACUCUGCAACCAUGGUUCUGAAUCAGGAUGCAAAGAUUCAGAGACAGACGUUUUAGUCAGUGCACCUUGUGAACAAUCUGAUAUGCAUGAAAUCCCAACCUCAGAAAAUUAUGUGGAAUCAAAAGCAAUUAACAGUGUAGCAAAUGCGGCCUGGUUGGAAAAAAAGAAAAACAUGAGACUGUGGUGCUUGGUAUAUAAUCACAUGGUAUCAGGUAUUGCAGCAAAAGAUGAAGCAGGUAAAGAAGAACAAGUGGAUGAGGCCGACUCAUUGCCUGUAACAAGCAUUUCCAGUUCUUGUCAGAAUUUCUCUGAAAUGGAUAACGAGGCAGAUGACCAGACAGUUAAACUCCACCAUAUUGAAGCCAUUAAGCUGGUAGAAGAAGCGAUUGAUGAAAUCCUUCUGCCGGAAAUCUCAGAAGAGGAACGUGGUGACACAGGGAAACCAUUCAUCUCAAAUUGCAAAGAUUCCGAUAAAGACAGCUUCACGAAAUCCGGCAAAACAGACCCAGAAGAGAAGUGGAUCACGUCUGAUAAUAUCAGUGCCGAAGAAGAGGAGACAACAGCAGCAAUGAAGGUGGAAAAGAAAUCUAACCAGCAAAUGCCAAGAAAGUGGAGCAUUCUGAAAAAGUUGAUCCUGCUUAAUAGAUUCAUCAAGGGAUUGGAAAAAGUAAGGAAAUUUAAUCCACGAAGGCCACGAUAUCUGCCUUUGGAGCCGGGCCCAGAAGGAGAAACAGUUAAUUUAAGGCAUUUGGACAUGGAUCAAAGAAAAAACUCUGAGGAAUGGAUGCUUGAUUAUGCACUUCAACAGGUUGUCUCAAAACUAACCCCAGAAAGGAAAAGAAAAGUUGAACUGCUUGUACAUGCUUUUGAAUCAGUCAGUCCAACUAUUGGAAGUUGAAAGGCACAAUGUAGCAGCUUCCAAUCAUGCAAAACUGCGUUCAAGCCAAAUGAUCACUCAGGUAAAAGCAAAAAGCCUCCAUUUUCCUUGUCAUUUACACAAGUCCGAGGGAGAAUGUUCCACAGGAAUAACCUUUCAGCUGAACUACCAGACUUCUGUCAUCUAGGACGCAGCAGUGUAGCAUGUAGUUGCAAGUUUUGAGUCCUUAAUGAAGAUUGCAAGGAGUAUACCCUUUUUUUUUUCUUUUCUUUUUUUGUUGUUGUAAUUUUUAAGGCUUAUUGAAGUCAUCAUAUUUUAUGAAGAAUGUGUAGAAAUAUUAUCACACAACUUUGUAUCUGGAGAUUGCAUUAUUUGUGGUGUAUGUAAAAGGUCUAAAAGAUA